AGGGCCGCUGUUAGGCGUACCAAUGUUCGCACUAUCAUCCCCCCAAACCUCGAUUUGUGUUUGGUCUGCCCACGGCGUCGUCGCCGUCAAAAUCAAAAUCCCCAUUCUAACGUUGAUUUACCUAUCUCCCGCCCUUACUACUCACAAUCCUGCAAAAUCCUUCACGUGCCGUCACUCAUAAAAAUCCCCUUCUCUGGCAAGGCAAACAUCUUUCCCGAGCUUGUUGCGUCAUGCGCAUACCGAGACAUCCCUCUUUGUCUAGUCUUAGCUCGCCUGGAGGAACCUGUUAAAACUCAAGGCAUUACGAGUACAGUACUGUAGGUAUACGAGUAGACUAUGGAUGAGGCAAGCCUUGUCAAUAGCCUCUCUCAGAGGCUCUCAGAGCUCGAGCACAAGGUUCACACCUUUCGCCACGAGGUGGCAGCUGAUUUCCUGCGCUACUACCACGAUCUGCUCCGAGACACACAACCCGACAUCGCUUCCAAUGUUGCCCAGUCCAUAGCCCAGUCAUUACCCAAAUACCCAGACCUCAGCUCAGUCCUCACAAGUCUGGAUCUGGACCUUAAUAAAGCUGCAGCUGACUCACAAACUGUACCACUUGAAUCGACUCAACGCCACUUUUCCCCGCCGGCCACUGUCGCUACCUCCGGAUCGGGAGCCGCAGAGCCUCCAGGCAGCCCCCGCGAUCGACAUCACGAAUUGCUCUUUUACCUUCCCCUGCUAGAGGGCUCUCCUCCAAGACCGACUACCUCUCCUCACCUCACAAAUAACCACACUCCUCCUCUCGACAUGUUGUUGCCUGACCCGAGCAUCCAGGCAGACGAGAAGCAACACUCAGCCAUUGAGACAGGAAGGAAACCCAAUAACGGCACUGACCAACUGCAGAAUGCCUUGCCGGUAGUGCCUCAUUCGCCUGGACGGCCAGGUCAUAUUCGCCGCUCAACCAAUGAUACAGUCUCGUCGUGCCAUUCGGAUCGAAGCGAGUCGAAAACACCACGGAGCGCCCUACGACGGUCUUCAAGUAGUUCCAAACCUCCACAGAGUCCUAGACGUGUGCGUUUUGAUGUCAUGGGAGCAGAGGUCUUGCCUACAGCAUCACCACAACCUACCGAUUCCAUGAUUCCCCCCGCAGCGUCUGCCGCAUCCACCGACCAGCCUCGCGCGGAAUCUAUGCUCGACGAUGACCUGGAGGACCUACCACCGCCCCGAAAGAUUUCAUCUUCAGAAGCACUGAGAGCACUAUCUAGGGCGCCGUUGGAGGAAGGAGUGUGGACCGAGGUUAAUUCAAACCCAGAUCAAAGCUCCGGUGAAGAGGACAAGAAAUAUGCAAGCAUUUCUGAAUCUCCGUCAGAAGAACGGGCCAGUCCGAUUAUUAUUGCACCGGAACCGCCAUCGCCACGCCACGUUCCAGAAUCUGUUCGGAUCGAACGCACGUUGGGGAGCGUAAGUGAGGACCCAGACGAGGACCAGGAUUCAUCCGAUGACGACUUUCUCUCAAUGGCGAAACCUAGAUCUUUUACCAAUAAGAAAGCUCCUGCAUCGCCAUCUUUGAACAGAAUCCCCGAGGAGAGCCAGGCCAGUGGCCAUGAUGCAAGCCCAGCUUCACCUACUAAAGCUCCAAGUUCUGGUACUCACAACGAACUGGGAGCCGUCGACGAAGACUUAGAUGAGGAAGACGAGCUUUUUCACUUUGAGGAAGGCGGCGGCUUAUCUGCGCCGCCAAAGCCCAAAUCGAAACCAAACCCCCUUGCGGUCGAGGAGGAUAUCGAAGUUGACUUGCCGGAUGUACCGGAGACUGAGCAGUCUCUAUACGCAACUUCACCAGCAGUACACAUAACCAAGAGGCCUGGCUCAGGGCCGACGACACCAAUCGCGGCCCGAUUUCAAGCUGGUUCUGUGGGAUCAUACAAAGGACGGCCAGUAGUCAUGCCUGUCGUUCGUGAUCCCGAAGUACAUGCUCAGGCUGCCUCAUUAGGGCACUUCAAUACGUUUGUUGGGGGAUUGGACGGACGCAGCGGCAUGGAUGAAGCAGAUCUAAGCAGCUUCCGCGCCAGCGUCGCCAAUACCGGCUUCUCUGGCACCCCGCGCAGUUUCACGGAACGCCUGAUGAUGGAAGAAGCUCAAAAGGCAAGGGCUGGUGGUCCGAGGCUAAGCUAAGAAUACAUUGUACCACAAGGAGUUUGGGGAUCUUAUGCAUACGUCAAGGUCUUGGGCCUGGAAUUCUGGAUAGCUCGUUGUUGGCGUUGAACAUAUUGCGAUAAGGAGUUUACAUAUUUAUAUAUAUAUAUAUAUACGCACAGGUGGUGGGCUGUGGAUUAAGGAUGAUAUACGAUUAGAAAACGUUAUAUAUACCUCUUCGUUGAGGGAAUGGUUGGCCAAGACAUUCGAGAAAGCAGCAAAAUCUCAUGGGAAUAUCCUAAUAUGAAUCUUUGUUUUCUGUAUAGGUAGGUCUUUGGGUAGUUUUGGU
Fusarium odoratissimum NRRL 54006 is the source of this 2467-nucleotide messenger RNA. RefSeq lists its product as uncharacterized. The record is from RefSeq and is a predicted model, not a curated record. NCBI's taxonomy places the organism in Eukaryota, Fungi, Ascomycota, Sordariomycetes, Hypocreales, Nectriaceae. Bases 337 to 2157 code for a protein of 606 amino acids. The transcript has a single exon.